UACGUAUUUUGUUGACCUUCGCGACCCCGCUGUUCAUGAGCUCCUUGGUGCGUGAAGCAUUGGCGAAUCCUGGGAGUGGAUGUCUGGAUAAAGAAUAUAACUAUAGACAUAUAAACUCUUUGCUGGAGGCCAAAACAAAUGAUCUUUUGAGAAGCGCAGGCAAAAUACUUGCUCAGGAAGCCCAGGGCAUUGGUGAAUGCUCGUAUAUCCAGCGAAAUCAAAAUCCAGAAUGUUACAGUCCUAUGACAGAAAAGAGUGACUUUCUGGAGAGAGAUUCUGAACAUAACUGUGAAGUUGAAAACGGAAUAAGUUCUCUUGUUGACGAACCCAAACUUAACCACGAGCUUUAUUCAGGCAAGGAUGAAAUAAACGACCGAAAUGUUCUUCCAGAACCUACUGAAGGUCUAGGUCUGAAAGCUCAAAAUCGGUAUUUGAAAGCGAAAGUCCGCGUACUAUUAGAAGAAAAUCAAAAGCUCAAUUCACAGAUGACUCAUCAAGUUCGUUUAAUCAAUGAUGAAAUUGUUCGAAUGAAAAGUCGUAUGCAAGAACUGGAAGAAGAACGUAAUCGGUUACAUCGAGUCACAUCUGCACAUUCAUCUCAGUUAGAGAAAAUGAAAAAAAGCUUGGGCGAAACACGCGUUCACUGUAAUGAACUAGAGACAGAGAAGACUAAUUACAAGAAGGAUUAUGAUUCACUUAAACGUAAUUCUGAUCAGCAAGUUCUCGAAAUCAAAUCUUUGACUACACGUCUUAAUCGUGCAAUUGAAGAAUCUGACCGUUAUAAAGCUGAAUUAGAGAAGGUCCGUUCAUCUACACGUGAGAGCGUUGGAUCUAUGCGUCAUAAUAUGGAUGAUUUAAUGGCUGAAAAUAAACGGUUAGAAAAGCAAAAAUCCGAGUUAAUUUCAACAUUUAAAAAGCAAAUGAAAUUGAUCGAUAUAUUGCGCAGACAAAAAUCAUUUCUAAAACCAAGUACGUCAGGACAUCGGUUCAAGAAAGUACGUAUAAAUAUACGUGAAUCGAUAAAUUUUCAGGUGAAAGCUGUGAUUAGAUUAGAGAAAUUGAAAUCAAAUAAAAGAAAGCUUCCCGAGAUGCAACUGUGCGUAGUUCAUCCUUUUUUUAUUUUUCUUGCAGAAUAUUACAUGUCUAAUCCAGAUUUGUUUCCAGAUCUACUAUCUGACUCAGUUCUAAAUGCCUUGUCACUUGAGACUUUAGUCAGGCAAGGAGCAGAAGCACGAAUCUAUCGCACUAAGUUGUUCCAUUCAACAUAUACUUUUCCAUGUAUUAUUAAAGAAAGAUUUGUCAAACGGUAUCGUCAUAGUACAUUGGAUGCCACUUUGUCAAUGCAGCGAAUGCGAGCUGAAGUCAGACAGAUGUUGCGUUGUAGAGAAGUAGGAAUAGAUGUCCCUCCAGUCCUUCUAGUUGAUGUUCGACGACGUCGGAUUUGGCUCGGUGAAGUUGGUCCAGAUGCUGUCACACUUCAAGACUGGUUUAAAAACUUAUCUUCUCUAGCAACUGCAUCAGAUUUAUGUACCAUGGAUAUCCAGGAGAAAACAGCUUCACGAUUGCGAAAUUUAACAACGGCAUUAGGUCGACUACUUGCUCAGCUACAUUCUAACCAUAUAAUACAUGGUGAUUUGACUAUGUCCAAUAUUCUGGUUCAACAGGUAGAUAAUUGUAACAAAGAAUCCGAUUUUCGAAUCGUUCCUAUAGAUUUUGGACUUUCAAGCUCUUCUUCUGGAUUAACCUCACAACGUUUAGCAGAAGAUAAAGCUGUAGAUCUAUAUGUGUUUGAACGGGCCUUAACCUGUGGCCUUGAUCACAAAGCCCUGUCAAAAAUUACCACUGACCACGCCGAUUUAAAUACUCCAGAAUCGCUUCUGAAUUUAAUUAUAAAGUCCUACCGGGAUAAUUAUGUAUCGACAAUACUGGAUGAUCGACAGAUAAAGUCUAAACAUGAUAAUGCAAAAUCACGUGGUCAUUUGGAAAAACAAGAUCACGAAGUCAAAGAAAUUUUAAAUAAAUUGGAGGACGUUCGACUUCGUGGUCGAAAACGUCUGAUGAUCGGUUGA
Molecule: messenger RNA, 2069 nt
Organism: Schistosoma haematobium
Lineage: Eukaryota; Metazoa; Platyhelminthes; Trematoda; Strigeidida; Schistosomatidae
Product: TP53 regulating kinase
Exons: 9
Coding region: 243-2069 (608 amino acids)
Biological process (GO): protein phosphorylation
Cellular component (GO): nucleus; EKC/KEOPS complex; cytosol
Molecular function (GO): ATP binding; protein serine/threonine kinase activity
Source: RefSeq, a predicted model, not a curated record